AUGGAUAUCUGCGUAUAUGAAGGGAAUCUAUAUGAGGUGGGGAAAUUUAUCUGGACAGAAGAUACAUCUUGCAAGACUUGCCAGUGCACAGACAAAAAGGAUGUCAAGACUGGACUUAAUGUUGUCAGCUGUGAAGAUGUUAAAUGUACGGCCGAUUGCCCGCUAGGAUUUGUCUAUCAAAAACCUGACAACGAUUGUUGUGGCCAAUGUGUGCAGGCAUCUUGUGUUGCAAAAGCCAGUGAUGGGACUCUCCAACUUCUGCAGCCUGGAGAGUCCAAGUACUUUGCAGGUGACAACUGCACCAUGUAUACAUGUGAUGUCAUCAACAAACAUUUCACGUUGACAGCUCUGAAAAAAAUAUGCCCAGACCAUGAUGAAGAGGAGUUUCAAAAGACAGAAGAACUCAAGGGGCACUGUAGCACAUGGGGAAAUUACCAUUUCAGAACAUUUGAUGGCACCUCUUUCACCUUCCCUGGGAAAUGUGAAUAUAUGUUUGCGUCAAACUGCCAUUCCAACUUUCCUGAUUUUGACAUCAAGAUUCAGAGAGUUUUAGGGGAUGAGUGGAACAGAGUCUACUUUAGAGCCAUUAUCGAUAGCGUAAUAAUUGAUAUCAGUGAGGAGGGUAUCACUGUUGAUGGAGAUGAAAUUUCUUUACCAUACACUAAGAGGAGCGUAGUUGUUGAUGACACGUGUGAAAACUUCAAAAUCACUUCCAGAAUUGGGCUGACAUUGACAUGGAAUUGGGGAGAUGACCUAAAGCUGGAGUUGGACGAUAUGUAUAUGAACAAGACCUGUGGUUUGUGUGGCAACUUUGAUGGCACACCCACCAACGAUAUUAAUUGGAAAGGAUACAUAGUUUCUCCCAUACUGUUUGGCAAUGUUCAAAGGAUAAAUGGACCCAAGGAUGACUGUCCAGAUGUGGCUGAUGUACAAAAUGAUGAGAUGAUGAAGGAUGAAUGCGAGACGCAGAUGAGGGAGUGUGAGAAUCACCUCUCAAGUAUGGGGAACUGCAAAGACAAACUUGGCUCUUACCAGGAUUAUGUCAAUACUUUUAUGAACUGCCCAAACACCAUGGAGUUUUUUGAGUGUGUGUCACCAUGUCCUGACUCAUGUUCCAAUCCUACAGCCAGUUCAUUGUGUGAUGAACACUGCAUGGAGGGUUGCUCGUGUCCCCCAGGAACCCUUUUGGAUGACGUGCAUCACCGCAAGGAGUGUGUGAAACAAAGCAAGUGUCCAUGUCUACACAGUGGAAAGAUCUUUAACCCUGGAGAGUCGUAUUCUACCGCCUGCCAGCAGUGUACUUGUGUUAUGGGCCAGUGGGCUUGUACUCAAGCCCCUUGCUCUGGAAGCUGCAGUCUCAGAGGAGGGUCUCACAUAAGGACCUACGAUGAAAAGGAGUUCACUUUCCAUGGAAACUGCCAGUACGUAGUGUCCAAGGACACAAACAAGAGAUUUGCUAUUAUUGCCAAGGUUGUCCAGUGUGGAAUGACAGAGAGUGUUACUUGUUUGAAUUCUGUUCACAUCAACAUAGGGAAAGUGACAAUAAAAAUCUGUUACUGUGGAAAUGUUUACAUUAACAACUUUAUUACAUUGCUGCCAAAAAUUAAAGAUGGCAUCAUCGUCUACAGACCUUCCUCUUAUUUUAUCAGCGUGGUAACACCGUUCGGCUUGAGCGUGCAAGUUCAGGUUAAACCUGUGUUCCAACUCUUCAUCACAUUGAAUUCAACUUUUCAGGGCCAAACCAUAGGGCUGUGUGGAAAUUUCAACGGAGCUGAAGGUGAUGAUUUGAAAACGCUAAGUGGAGUGGUGGAGGAAUCUGUCUCAGCUUUUAGCAACUCAUGGAAAGUCCAAGCGUCUUGCUCUGAUAUGAUUGAUCACUUUGAUAACCCUUGUUCCAGGAGCAUCAGCAAAGAUGAAUAUGCCAAGCAUUGGUGUACCCUGCUGAUAAACACAACAGAGAUGUUUGCUGAAUGCCACCUUUAUUUAGAUCCCACUGCAUAUUUAAAGUAUUGUAUGUAUGAUGUCUGUAACUCUGACAAUAGUGAUGAUUCACUUUGUACGUGGCUCUCGAUGUAUAUCCGAGACUGUGCACUUAAAGGAGGACCAAUGUUGAAGUGGCGAGGAAAAAUUUGUGAUCCAAGCGAGAGUUGUCCAGAAACCAUGGAAUUCACUUACAACCCGAGGCCCUGCAACUUUAGCUGCCGCUCUCUUUCUGAGCACGACCCUCUCUGUGAUAUACCCAGUACUCCCACUGAGGGCUGUAGCUGUCCAGAAGGGUCUUACAUGACAUCAAAUGAAAAGUGUGUAUCCCCAGAGGCAUGUCCCUGCAAUUACAAGGGAAGAGAAGUCCCAGCUGGUCAGUCACUCAAAGUGGACGAAAUUCUAUGUAAAUGCAUACACGGGAUUUUAGAAUGCCCUAACAAUGAUGAGAUGGUUGAAGUCUGCAAACCUCCAAUGUAUUAUGUUCAUUGUGAUGCUGGUCCAGAUGCAGUAGGAACAGAAUGCCAGAAAAGCUGCAAGACUCAGGAUAUGCAGUGUUACAGCAAGGAAUGUCUCCCUGGAUGUGUAUGUCCCGCCGGUCUAGUUUCUGAUGACAAUGGCAACUGCAUCCCUCCUAGUCAGUGUCCAUGUGUUUAUGGUGGAAAGUUUUAUGACACAGGAAAAAAUAUUACAGUUCUUUGCAAUACCUGUACCUGUAAGAACAGGACUUGGAAUUGCAUGGAAAAUCCUUGUCCACAUAUCUGUACAGUGUAUGGAAAUGGACAUUAUUUGACUUUUGACGGAUCCCAGUUUGACUUCAGUGGAGAUUGUGAUUAUGUUCUGACUCAGGACUUUUGCCCUGAGAAUCCCAGAAAAGGAAGCUUCCGAAUAAUAAUAGAAAACAUUGUAUGUGGGAAGAGUGAAGCCAUCUGUUCUCUUUCCAUCAAAGUCACCUUCAAGAACAUAACUAUCAAACUCUUUGAGGGACGUGUAGAAGAAACCAAUCGAGACAAAAGCAACAAUGAUUUUUACAAGAUAGAUAUGGUUGGGAUGUACAUUGUACUGAAGACUAUUCAUGGACUGACUCUCAUGUGGGAUCAGAAAACAACAGUCACGGUCCAGCUUUCAAGCUCUUUUGAGAACAUUGUUUGCGGACUAUGUGGGAAUUUUGAUGGGCGUUCCAAUAAUGACUUCACCUCUUCGUGGCAUGCACUGGAGGGGAAUGAAAAUGUUUUUGCAGAUAGCUGGAAAGUAAGACAGGGAUGUAACAGUGGAACAAAAGUUGAACCAUGCUUGGAGAAUCCUGCAAAACUACCUUGGGCCCAAAAGCACUGCAGUCUCAUAAAAAGCAACGUCUUUGCUCCAUGUCAUCCAAAGGUGGACCCGAUAGCAUUCUAUGAUUCAUGUGUCUCAGAUGCAUGUAGCUGUACAGAAGGUGGAGACUGCGAGUGUCUGUGCACCUCCUUAGCUGCAUAUUCUGCUGCCUGCAGGAGAAAUGACGUCUGCAUCGCAUGGAGGACGCCUGAUAUUUGUCCUUUGUUCUGUGAUUACUAUAAUAAAGAUGGUCACUGUGAAUGGCACUACAAGCCUUGUGGAGUUUCCUGUAUGCUGACAUGCACCAAUCCAUUGGGAAAGUGUGAUAACCAAUCACAGCAGCUUGAAGUGACCCUGAAGAAAAACUAUGUGAUGAAGACACAGCAAUGCAGAGAGAGUCAGGAGCAGGCAACCAAACUAGAAAGGCUGGAGCCCCCAAGGUCAGACAAGCCAGGUCAGCAACGGGAGAUCACGAAGGGUAGCCAAAUCAAACGACAAGAAGCAGGUCAAAACAAGACGGGUCAGCAACGGGAUAGCACGACGGGAGUGAGAGGAGUCUGUUUGGUGCCAGCGCUAGGAAAGCUGCCGCAGGAGCAGCCUGUAGGGGGCAGAGACAAGGUGUCAUGGAACAUGCGGGGAGGUUAUUCACCGUACACCAGACAAUAUCCAACUCUAGAGGUGUUCUCGCCAACAACUAAGGCAUUUUCCUCUACUACGUUGUCUCCGGCUACCAAAGUUACAGAAAAAACUGUUUUUACAACGCCAGUCAUCCGUUCAACAACCGUGGAUAAUGUAUCUCACUUGCAACACUCAUCUUGGGCACGUUUCUUUUUUGAUCAGUCCAGCUAUUGUUCCUUGUUCCUGGACAAACUCUCACAAGAUCAGGUGGUGCAGUACACCAUCAUGUGUGUCCAUCACAUCAUUGCGAUAGGAGUAGCCUCGACUCUCGGGCUAUGCCAAAUAAAAACUCGGACAUCAAUGUGGGAUGAAAAGGCCACAGACGAUUUGUUAAACAAGUCAUUGUCACGCAACCUGUGA
This is a messenger RNA of Spea bombifrons (plains spadefoot toad), 4332 nucleotides long. RefSeq names its product mucin-5B-like. Bases 1 to 4332 code for a protein of 1443 amino acids. NCBI's taxonomy places the organism in Eukaryota, Metazoa, Chordata, Amphibia, Anura, Pelobatidae. Gene Ontology annotation, cellular component: extracellular matrix. The transcript has 33 exons. The record is from RefSeq and is a predicted model, not a curated record. Gene Ontology annotation, molecular function: protein binding.